AUGGUAUUGGUUUUUGUACAUGCCGAUAACCGGUAAUGAGGCGGGGUUUCCACGGCGGGGAGAGGUAUGCGGCAUGCCUCGGUAUCAAGCACAAUAUCACCGCCGUCGUUGCCUUCGUAACCGAGUAAUAUACGAAAUAAGAUUCUCAACAUGCCCACUCUUUUCCAUAACGGUCGUUUUUUCCAGUCGGGAAUUCUGGGGGAAAAUCACUCUUUUGCAGAGUGCAUGGUGAUUGAUGGAGAAGGAAAAAUCGUCUACGUAGGCUCGUCGGCCGACGAGCAAGUACGACAGUCCGAGGCUAAGGGGAUCACGAAACACGAUAUCGGUGGUCGUGUUGUGCUACCGGGGUUCAUAGAUGGGCAUAUGCAUCUGUUGAUGAUGGGCCAGUCACUCCAGAAGGCCGCAUUAGAGCAAUGCAAAAGCUUCAAUGAUAUCCGAAAAGUACUCAAAGAUUUUGCUGCGACGCAUCCGUCCGCGUCUCGAAUACUGGCCAAAGGGUGGAUGAACUUCAUGACGGACGGCAAAGCCUUGGCAACUAUGCUCGAUGAUAUUGAUCCCCGCCCCAUUUUCAUUGACUCUAAAGACCUUCAUUCUACUUGGUGCAAUACUGCGGCAUUGAAAGACCUGGGUGUGCAGAACAUGCCCGACCCCGAGGGAGGGAAGAUAUACCGAGACGAGAACGGGAACCCCACAGGUCUUCUGACUGAGUCUGCAGCAGUUACUAUUGUAUGGCCUCACGUCGCCAAAGUUGCGUCGAUGGAGGAGAAGCUAGCAGCUGUUAGAGGGGCAAUAGGGGCGUAUAAUGCCGUUGGAUACACAGGCUUGGUCGAAAUGGCAAUGGACGAGAAUGGUUGGGAGGUUCUACAAGAGUUUCGCAAACAAGAAACCUCGCCAAUGCGCUACGCGGUGCAUUGGCUCAUCACUCCCCGCAAAAAUGAAGUCGAGAAUUUGGCGCAGGUUGAUCGGGCGAUUGAGCUCAACCGGCAGUUCAAUGCGGAGACGACCCCAGAUUGCCGAGUGGUUGGCAUCAAAGUCAUCUGUGAUGGUAUAGUUGAUGGUUGCACUGCCGCCUUGACAGAGCCGUACACGUCCAACGGUUUCACUUGCGAACCGAUAUGGUCAUUGGCGGAUCUCGGCCCAGUGGUGAAGAAGGCAGAUGCCGCUGGGCUGCAAUGCGCUCUUCACGCGAUAGGCGACAAAACAAUUAAGAUCGCCAUCGACGCAUUAGAGCAGAACGCAACGCCCGGACGUAGACACCGGAUUGAGCACCUCGAGCUCGCAUCCUCUGAGGACGCUGCGCGGUUGGGCCAAUUGGGCAUUACUGCAUCUAUUCAGGCAGUACAUGCAGACCCAGCAAUCCUGCGAGCCUGGCCAACUCUGAUAGGACCCAAGCGCUGUGAGCGGGCAUUUGCUUAUACGGAUUUCGCGCAAGGAGGUGCGGUGCUAGCGCUGGGCUCCGACGCUCCGACGGCGCCGCAUGCACCACUCACGGGCGCCUACACGGCGACGACGCGCCGGUCAGGUCGGGAACCAGAGCUAGAAGACCGAGUCAACCCCCAUUUCGCGCUCGAGUUAGCAGCGGCCAUCGCGGCGGGCACCGAGGGUUCAGCGCACAGUUGCUUCAUGGACUGGGCGGGUAAGCUGGAAGCCGGGCGAGUGGCCGACUUUGUCGUCGUGGAUAUGGAGUGGAGCAGCGAUAAGCUGUUGCAAGCGAAGGUAGUCCAGACUUGGUUUGAGGGGAAGAAAGUGUUCGAUGCCAACACGGCCGCGUCAUCCUAGGUAGGCAGGCCAUCGUCGAGCCAGCGAACAGGAACGCUUAGAUGUUCCAAGAGUACAUGCACUAUACAGAGGCCCCCGCACACCCGAGUGCUUACUCCAGCAAACUGGGUGUUUCCGCCUCCUUCUCUUAUCUUUCUUUUUUGGUUGUCUCCUUUCGUUCCGUCGUCUGCACCU
Messenger RNA from Xylaria bambusicola, 1953 nucleotides. Its product is annotated as amidohydrolase 3. Lineage: Eukaryota; Fungi; Ascomycota; Sordariomycetes; Xylariales; Xylariaceae. The coding region runs from base 151 to 1779 and encodes 542 amino acids. Gene Ontology annotation, molecular function: hydrolase activity, acting on carbon-nitrogen (but not peptide) bonds. The transcript has 2 exons. The record is from RefSeq and is a predicted model, not a curated record.